UAGGAAAUGAAGGUCGUGAGUAAUAUGGCGGCCCUUGGUAUUAUAAAGUACGUUAGGACUACAUUUUGUGCGGUUCAGUGUGCUCUGACCAGAAACACUUUACCUGUACGGUUGUCUAGUUUACCCCAAUUAUCUUUUUUCGGUUGUACACCUAAUCGUGGAAUUCGGCAAGUGGUGGAGAAGCAAGAGGGUAAAACAACUGUGAUUGAGGGUGUGACGGUGCCCACACCAGAGAGCCCCCAGCCUCCUAAUCCAACUGCCAAGUGUCCUAUUUACCAAUGGAACCUACAGAACAAGUACACGUACACGGAUGUGCUGCUGCUCAGUCAGUUCAUUCGUUCAGACGGAGGGAUGUUGCCGAGGCGUAUUACGGGCCUUUGUGCUCAAGAACACAACAAGAUUGCCAUUUGUGUGCAGAUGGCCCACCGUGCAGGUCUACUCCCAAAUCACAGACCACGCCUUCCUGAAGGCCACACUCCAAAGCCCAAACCCAACCCCCCACUCAAUCGGUACCUCACACGUUACUCUUUGAAAUCUGUGAAGCCCAUCUAUAGGAAAGGAUUGAAGUGGUGUAAGGUUCGUAUGCCUGUGGGACACCCUGCUUUAAAGAACAAUGUCAGAUACAGCCUCAAGCCAAUCUACACAAAGCACUGAUGUGCCCAAACAGCAGUGACAUCAUAGAUGGGACCCACUGGCAUCUUCAAAGUGACAAGAACUUCCACACUUUGAUUCUUCAUGGCUCUCCUUCAUGGUCCUCCUCCCUUGAUGGACUGAUGUUCAGGUGUAAGGUUGCUGUCUGCUGGAACCAGAACAUAACAGAACCUGUUGAGCAUUACAUUUGGAAAGACUGGCAUAAUGCCCUAGAAAUUAACUAUUUUGUUGUUUUUUUAUUUAGUCAAGGCUAAUGUUAAAAUUUCAUUUCUAAUGGUAUAAUGGCCCAGCAGAUGUCCCAAAUAAUAAAUUGUUUUUCUCUAUA
This is a messenger RNA of Electrophorus electricus (electric eel), 976 nucleotides long. RefSeq names its product mitochondrial ribosomal protein S18A (gene mrps18a). NCBI's taxonomy places the organism in Eukaryota, Metazoa, Chordata, Actinopteri, Gymnotiformes, Gymnotidae. Gene Ontology annotation, molecular function: structural constituent of ribosome; small ribosomal subunit rRNA binding. Gene Ontology annotation, cellular component: ribosome; mitochondrial small ribosomal subunit. Gene Ontology annotation, biological process: mitochondrial translation. The record is from RefSeq and is a predicted model, not a curated record.